GAAGAAUUUGUUCUUUCCCUUUCACUACAAACUUCAAUUCAUCAUCAGUCCUAUUAAAUCCUUUCUCCACUAGACAAUCUAAAUUCUUAUCAAUCUCAUCCUUGAUUUCCAGUUUAUCUACUUAUAUUACAUCUUCAUCAUCAUGCCUUUCACAAUCGAUCUCAAGGAUAAAUGUAUCAUUGUCACUGGUGGGAACCGAGGUAUCGGUCUUGCCUUAUCAGAAGCUUGUGCUGAAGCUGGUGCAUCAGUUGCAAUCAUCUACAAUAGUGCCAAAGAUGCUGAUGAUCGAGCAAGUGAAAUCGCAAAGAAAUUCGAUAUCAAAUGUCGUGCUUACCAAUGUGAUGUUGGAAAACAAGAGGUGGUAAAAGAAGUGUUUAAGAAAAUUAACUCUGAAAUGGGACCUGUGACUGGAUUGAUUGCCAACGCAGGUGUUUCUGUUGUGCGAGAGGCCUUAAAGUACACUAAGGAUGACUUUAGUAAAAUUUUCGACGUCAACGUUUUCGGUGUUUUCAACACCGCUCAAGCUGCUGCCCAGCUAUGGGUUGAUGCUGGAUUCAAGGAAGGAAGCAUCGUCAUCACUUCUUCGAUGAGCUCUCAAAUCUGCAACCGACCACUCACCCAAUGUUUCUACAACUCUUCAAAGGCAGCCGUUUCUAACCUUGGAAAGUGCUUGGCAGCUGAAUGGGCAGACCAUUCAAUCCGAGUCAACAUGCUGUCCCCAGGAUAUGUGAAAACCGAUCAAACUUCUCAUAUGGAUGCUAAACUUCGUGAGUUUCAAGCUGAUGGAGUACCACUCAAGAGGUUUGCCGAACCCGAAGAGAUGGCUGGACAGGCUAUUCUUCUUCUUUCCAAGCGAGCCAGUUACAUGACUGGAGGUGAAUAUUUUGUUGAUGGUGGUAACCUAGUAUGGUAAAAGAAUCUAUGAUGACGAUUUUUUCCAUCGAUCGUUAAAAUCUUUCUUCUGCCUCGUUUUACUUUGUCUUUGCAAUGUCUCGCUUUUUCUCUUUAUCAAAUCAAAGUAUGUAUAUGUUGAACCUAACCAUCAAGAAGAAAAAAAAAGUAAAAAUUAGUUAUAUAUAUAGUGUGCAAUUCUUUUGUUGUUAUUAAGAAUGAAGAGAUUGAGAUGUAGAUGAGUGAAGUUAUCAAUGGUGAUUUCUUUUGUUUUGCAAAAGUAGAUUGUGAAUUGUU
This is a messenger RNA of Melampsora larici-populina 98AG31, 1188 nucleotides long. RefSeq lists its product as uncharacterized. Lineage: Eukaryota; Fungi; Basidiomycota; Pucciniomycetes; Pucciniales; Melampsoraceae. Gene Ontology annotation, cellular component: intracellular anatomical structure. The coding region runs from base 143 to 913 and encodes 256 amino acids. The record is from RefSeq and is a predicted model, not a curated record. The transcript is spliced from 11 exons. Gene Ontology annotation, molecular function: oxidoreductase activity, acting on NAD(P)H, oxygen as acceptor.